Truncatella angustata is the source of this 1203-nucleotide messenger RNA. Its product is annotated as isoprenoid synthase domain-containing protein. The record is from RefSeq and is a predicted model, not a curated record. The coding region runs from base 1 to 1203 and encodes 400 amino acids. Lineage: Eukaryota; Fungi; Ascomycota; Sordariomycetes; Amphisphaeriales; Sporocadaceae. The transcript is spliced from 5 exons.
AUGGCAUCGUCACAGCUCGUGCGUGAGUACAGACGUACAAAUGAAACCGUCCAAAAAACGCACGUCGAUAUCAAACUCAAGAAAUAUGAUAUCAGCUUGGGGCUUGACAUUCCAGAUUUCGGAGUCGUUUCAGGCGAGAUUGGAGUGAGCGUUUCUGAGUCGCUUGAAACUAGCAAGCGGCUCAAAUCUUCUGCGUGGGUCCUCCUUGCCCAUAGAACCUUCAAGGCAUCGUUGCAGCCGAGUCUGGCGGGUCAAAUCGGGUUUUCCGAGCAAUGUGUGGCGGAGGUGGAUGCAAUUGGUAUCUUUUUCCCGGACAUACAAUCAGAGGCCAUCCGUAUCUGCUUCACUGCCUGGCUAGGUUACGCAUGCGCUAUGGAUGAUGUUCUUGAAACCAUGCCGCCGUUGGAAGGCGAAGCUGAACUUCUUCGCUGCAUUGACGUCAUGAGAACGGGCGCUUCAUCUACCUUUGUGCGAUCGAAAGUAGAUCCAAGUAUUCAGGAUAUGACAAGGUCUCUUCGCUGCCACUGUAUUCGGCAACUAUCUGAAAGAAGCUUCCAUGCCUUUAUGGAAGCUGUUUGUACGGUCCUACGAGCCCAUGUCGACGAGACACGCUUUCUUCAAGGUCGAAUAACCAACGAAUUGUCAACUUACAUGAAAAUUCGCAGUCGUACCAUUGCGUUAGACCCAUUCUUCGAAGUUAUCAAAACCGAAUACCUGCCAACAGGGAUGAACCAAGUACCGCAUUAUUGGCAGAAACUACAGCACACCGUGUCUACCGCAGUGGGGCUCCAGAAUGAUCUGAUCGGUCUUGAGCGAGAUAUUCAGAAUGGCGAACCACUAAAUGCGGCGAUCAUAUUGAUGCGAGACUAUGGAAGCGACUUGAAGGAGCUGGAUGAGGCGCUGCUCUCCGAAUGUAUCAGCCGAGUGACUGUCGAGCAUAAUCGACACGUUGCUCAAGCUCUUGAGCUCGUCGCGGAGGUGUACGAGUUGAACGGCGCUACGGGUUCAGAUUCUAUCCUUGAGGUCGCUAGACAUAUUUUGAUGAUCUGCCAGACGCAUUUGAGGUGGUUCUCCUUCAAAUCUAAGGGUUGCCAUCUGACAUCCGUGAUUAAGCUGUUCUAUUGGCUCUGCUCAUGGUCUCUGCUCAUGCCUUCUGGUCGCCAUUUCGAAUUGCUCCAGGGUCAAAACCGACUGUCGAACUGA